AUGACAACAACAACAACAAUAUCAAUCAUUGGGACUGCAGGUAGAGACAAAACAAAAAGGCUGACAAGCGAUCAUUUUGCUUAUAUGUGUCAAUGUGUUGAAUCGUAUAUAGCUGAUAAAGGUUUACUAUUAUCAUCGAAUCAACCGUCAUCUUUACAGAAGAGUACAGUUACAUUGGUCAGUGGAGGUGCUGCUUGGGCUGAUCACGUGGCUGUAGAUAUCUAUCUGAGAAAUCCUCAGUUAUAUAAUUUGGUACUCUAUCUACCAUGUCCAAUUGUAAAGGUAGGUGGUGGUGAUGAUGGAUCAUCAUCAUCUACAACAUCAUCAACAAAAUACCAAUACUUGGAUACUUUAAGUAAAGAUUGGAGAACCAAUCCUGGUAAAACAUCAAAUAACUACCACAAUAUAAUGUCAAAGGAACUUGGAGGAAGAGAUACAAUUAAAGAGAUUAUGGAUGCACAUGAGUUGGGUGCCAUACUAGAUACAUCAUCCAAAGGAUUUCAUACUAGAAACACCAAAGUAUCAAAAUCAGAUUAUUUAAUUGCUUUUACAUCAAGUACAAGUGGUCAACCAGAGGGUGGUGGAACACUAGACACAUGGACUAAAUCAAAAUCAUUAAACAAGAUUCAUUUCACUUUACAACCAUUACAACAACAACAAGUAUCUUCUUCACCUCCAACAAUCAAAAAGAAAAAGACAGAACCAAAAAAAAGAAAAGAAAAAGAAAAAGAAGAAGAUAAUGAUAAUGAUGAUGAUGAUGACACCUCGACAGUAACAACAACAACUACUACAAGAAAAGAUUGUAUAACUAUUGUACUAGUAGUACUACUUUAUAUUGAUCGUCUGUCUAUACAUAGCAAGCAGCAGUUGAUCGAUCGAUUGAUUGAGCUCAAAGAGGGAGUAGAGAGAAGAUUAAGAAUGGUAUUACCUUUGCUCAAAGUUGGUAGUUUACUUGUUAAAUCAUUGGCCAAACCGUUUUCGAAACAGAUCAAGGUUGUAGCUUCAAAGUCUCCUGCAUUUCAUACAUGCGUUGUUAGUAUAGCUAGAGGUUUCCAUAAAUUAGGAGAUGUUGCAAAAAGAAAUACAGAACUCAAUGUAAACAGUGCUAUCGAUCUUGGUAGUGAGAUGGCCAGUGAAUUCUUUUUGUUGAGUGUUGCUGUUGGAUUGUUGUUGUUUGAAAACAAACGGUCUGCACAAAAGGAACAUAACAAGGAAGAAGCUCUAAACAAUCGAUUCAAGAAACUAGAGGAACAAUCCAAACAACAACAAGAGUUGAUUGAUUCUAUGGUAUUAGAGAAUGACCAAUUACGUCAUAAAAUUAGACGUACUAGUGGAUUGAAUAACAAUAAUAAUAACAACAAUGAUAAUGUCGAUAAGAAUGAUGAUGGUCAAGAUGGAUCAUUGCUUGGCGUUUUACCAUUACGAUUAAAUCCAUAUCAUUCAAUUGUCACGACAACUCAAUCAUCAUCAGGUCAUAGUAAAUCGUUCACCUCUUCUAGUGAUGAAGAGGCAGGUACCGGUGUAAAUAUAUCAAAAUUCUUAUCACAUAGAGGUGUAAUACUUUCCUAA
Messenger RNA from Cavenderia fasciculata, 1569 nucleotides. Its product is annotated as optic atrophy 3-like family protein. The transcript has 5 exons. Gene Ontology annotation, cellular component: mitochondrion. The record is from RefSeq and is a predicted model, not a curated record. Gene Ontology annotation, biological process: regulation of lipid metabolic process. Lineage: Eukaryota; Evosea; Eumycetozoa; Acytosteliales; Cavenderiaceae. Bases 1 to 1569 code for a protein of 522 amino acids.